Molecule: messenger RNA, 2739 nt
Organism: Nematocida minor
Lineage: Eukaryota; Fungi; Microsporidia
Product: DNA mismatch repair protein MSH6
Exons: 1
Coding region: 1-2739 (912 amino acids)
Biological process (GO): mismatch repair
Cellular component (GO): MutSalpha complex; nucleus
Molecular function (GO): mismatched DNA binding; ATP-dependent DNA damage sensor activity; ATP binding
Source: RefSeq, a predicted model, not a curated record
AUGCAAAGCAAAACAAGAAAGUGCGGUAUUCUAUCGUGGGUAUCCAAGAAGCCAAAGAGCACAGAGGAGAUGUACACAGAGAUUAGAGGGCUUGAAUACAGCCAGGCAGAAACAUCCCAGGAGAGCAUAUGCCUAUCACAAAUUUCUGUUGAUGAUGCAUCGCAAAAGGAAAAUGUGCAAAAUAUUGACAAUGCUGCUGAGCUGGCAGAACAAAGAAAUAUAGCAGCCAAAAUAGACAGAAAAGACACAAAGAAAGAGAGGCCUGUGCUCCAGGCACACCCCUCCUUCACAGAAGAGCCUGAAGAGAAUGCGGUUACACUGUCUUUCCUGUCUCCGCCAAAAGACAAGUUUGGAAGAGCACCUGAUGAUGCAAACUACGAUGCAACUACUCUGUUCAUAUCGAGCAAGGAGCUGUCUUCUAUGACGCCGUGUGAAGAACAGUUUUGGAGAAUAAAAAUGGAGUAUUUUGACACGAUUGUUCUUUUUAAAAAGGGCAAGUUCUACGAGCUGUUUGAAAAUGAUGCGGUUCUCUCUUCUGAGCUUUUUGGGCUGAAGCUAACAAAAAGAGGGUCUAUGCGAAUGACAGGCAUCCCUGAGAUGUCUCUUGACACGUGGACAGACAGAUUCAUCUCCAAAGGAUACAAAGUUGCUAUUGUAGACCAAAAAGAAACAAGCGUGUCCCAGAACAUGCGAGUAAAAUCGGGAGAGUGCAAACAGAAAAUAAUUGAGAGGGAGCUAAAAGAGGUUGUAACUGAAACUACCGCUAGCGCAGAAGGUGCUGGCGUGUGCAGCUUGUUCAUUGAUGAGAUAGAGCACACAGAGAAAGUGUGGGCUACCAUUGCAGGCUUCCGGCCUAUGGAGUCUGAGUUCUACGUUCUAACUUUUGAAGACGACAGAGAACUCUUUGCAGUAAAAAGUGUUAUUAAAAAAGAAAACAUAAGAGACAUAAUAACCGACAGAAUGGUUCCAUUCAAGGAAAACAUCAUAAAAAUACGGCCUGAUAUCUGGGAGCAGGACGUGUCGUCUGUGAUGAGCAGAAUGUCUAUGCAAAAGAUCAAAAGCACAGAAAAAAAUGCACUCUCGGUUCUUAUCUCCUAUCUGCAGUACUUGAAAUAUGCAUUUACCCCGCAGCUAGUGGAGUACAGCGAGAAAAACAAAGACCACAUGUACAUCGAUGGGCGGACAAUCGAGAUGCUGUGUCUGGUGGAGGAAGACAGAAAAAGAGGGAAAAAACAGUUUUCUCUGAUGGCACAGAUAGACCAAACAAAAACAAAACAGGGGAAAAGACUGCUCAGACAGUGGAUUAUCCGCCCCCUUGCCUGCCUGGAAAAGAUAGAAAAAAGGUACAGCACAGCAGAAGUAUUUGAAAAAGCGCCUGAAAGAAGCCCCAUUGAGUCGUGUCUGCAGAACGUGUACGACAUAAAUGAUUUUGUAAAAAAAGCAAAAAACUACAAAAUACGCCCUGAUGAGAUAAGAAAGUUUGUGCACUCCUUGAAGUCUGUUGAAAAGAUGUAUCCACUGCUGAACUCAGUUGCGGAGGCACACGGAGAGCAAAAGAUUUCCAGAACAUGCAUACCAGAAAUCCUUGCUAGGCUCAGUCCAUAUGCAGUGUACAAUGAAAUAAUUUGCGGAUUUGACAUCGCAAAUGACAUUAUGCCGCUUGACACAGACCCUGAGCUGAUUGCAGCAGAGAAGUACAAACAGAAAGUUCUGAACAUCCUGGAGACCUACGGAAAAAACGAAUCCAAAGCAGCAGGAGUAGAUUUCGCCGUUAAAAAAAUAGGAAGAGAGCACUACUUAGAGUGCAAAUACACCACAAAUCUUCCGCCAAAGUACAUUCCCGCAGGAUCAACAAAAAACACCUCCAGAUACACAACUCCCGAGCUGCGCCGUCUCUCUGAAAGCUAUCUCGAGGCAGAAGAAAAGAUCACAUUCCUUGCCACAGAGUCUGUUGCAAGAAUCUCGAAAAGAAUAAGCGAAAACGAUGUAAAGCUGAAAGAUAUUUCGCUCGGAGUGGCUGCUCUGGACUGUCUUAUCUCCUUUGUAUAUAUUAAUGGAGUAAAGCCAGUUUUUUCAGAGUCCCUGGAGGUUGAAGGACUGACCAAUGUCAGACACACACACAUUUCCAACAAUUUGAAAAUAGGGACUGAGAAUAAAUUGGUUGUGGUGACAGGCCCAAACAUGGCAGGAAAGUCAACAUUCUUGCGCAAUGUUUCUGUUGCGAUUAUUCUCAGACAGAUCGGAGCAAAAGCACCUGCCACCCGCUUUUCAGCGCCUAUCUAUGAUCGAAUGUUCACGCGCAUUGGCGCAAGCGAUAACCUGAUCGAAGGCGAGUCAACAUUCCAGGUGGAGAUGAAAGAAACAGCAGACAUUCUAGUAAAUGCAACGGACAGAUCAUUUGUGAUAAUAGACGAACUGGGCAGAGGCACGUCCACCCGGGAAGGAUCUGCCAUCUCUUUGGCGGUAAAAGAGUAUUUGAAAAAGAUAGGGUGCACUGCACUGUAUGCUACACACUUCUUCAGCGCCAUUGCGAGCUCUGAUGUAACCAUGAAAAUGGACUACACAUACACGAAUAAUAACGGAAAAGAAGAAAUCCUUUAUCUGUACAAGCUCGUGGAAGGAGUGUGCAGAGACUCGUGCGGUAUUGAUAUCUGCAAAAUAACAAAAGUGCCAGCAGGAGUGAUUAGCAGGGCUCUUGAGAUAAAAAAAGCCAGAAGAGCUGUGCUUUUGAAUAUUUAG